GCAAGCCCCAAGGCGGCUCCAACGUCGAGCCGAUUAAACGAAAUCGACAAUAAACAUAAAAGCAAAGAAACCAAUAAAGUGUGGCAGAAAACGCGCGCGCGUGCUACUCCUUCCGUGAAAAAAAUUGCAUGCAAAAAUUCUUGUGCGCCAUUUAUCUCAAAAACUCUACCACGUGCAGAGUUUAGGAAGAAAAAAAGUUUGCAAAAUAAAUAUUGAAAUAUAUUGAAGAAUUUCAACAACAAUUGAAAAUCGUGUGCGUGAGUGUUUGUGCCGAAUUCAAUUAACGCGAGUGCUACAAAAGAUUUAAAUAAAUAUAUGCAUUAGAAAUGUGACUAAUACAGCGAGAAAAAAUAACAAAUCAAAAUAUUCAACAACUAAAAAUUAUUAAAACCGAUAUUCAAAAUAAAUCAAACCAGUACCAGCAAGGCAAGCGUUUUGGCGAAUAAGAAACAACUAAAGAAGCGUUAAGCCAUUAACUAAGUGUCCAGUGAUCAGGGGACUAAGUCAAGAUGAGCAUCAUAGAUAGCGGCAAAUAUCGGCUGCGCAAGGAUUGGGCCAGCGCCUCCAUACCAUCAUUGGUCAAUAUCGAUGAGCAUGGCGACGAUGAGACAGAGAGCUCCAUGAAUAUAACGGCACCAGUGCCACCACAGAAGCCACCGCGACGCAGUUCGCUGGCAUUGGGUCUGUUCUCGAGCAAAUCGGACAAGAGCCAGAAGCGACGCAGCUCCAUAGCGGUCUCAUUCCUCAGACGCGAUAGCAGCAAAAACUCCACCAAAGAAUCAUACGAAUCGGCUGUGCGCGUUGAGAAAUCCGAUGGUUCGAACACACCCGCAAAUAAUAGCUCCGACAUAGUCUAUAGCUCGGAGGAAAAUAUACGUGCCAGUUCACCCAAUGAUCCCAAUAAGGUCACAUAUUUCGAGGACGGCACACAGACCCGCAAUGUGGUCAAGGGCAUGAAUCCCUAUGAGACUCCAAAUGAUCGUGCCCGACGCCGUCGUAGCUCUUUGCAGACCAAGCUUGAUCGCCAUCGUCGCAAGAAAAUGGAAUUCAAUCAGAUAAGCCUGGACUCGGGCGUCAGCUAUAGCGAGUCGCAGACCGAUUUGACCAAUGAUAGUAUGGCUGGACAGUCCGGCCCAUCCUCUGCCAGCAAUUAUGCCUCCAAUGGCGAUAAUAAUAAUGAGGAUGACGACGACGACGAUAUUGUCGAUCCCAGUCAUAUCGAGUAUUUUCCGCGCGAGAAACGUCAUUCGUGGUGGAAUAUUUUUGUGCCAGAUAAUUUCAAGACCAGGUCACGUAGGGCUAGUCAAGAUGUUUCCAGUUUGUCACGCAGCGUUGACAAUUUGGCGAUACCCGUGCGCAGGAGCAAAUCGCGAAGCGUCGAUCAUGGCCUUGCGGCGCCAUUUGAUUUGGAUUCAUUGCGUUCAAAAGUUGAGCAGCGCUUCGAAAGUGUCGACAAAUUGUCAAAGCAAAAGUCUUCAUUGCCCACCAUACCCACCAUUUCCUAUACCGUGGGCAAUCGCGACACACUCACAUCGGUUGCGGCCCGCUUCGAUACAACUCCUUCGGAGCUAACGCAUCUGAAUCGCUUGAACAGCUCCUUCAUAUAUCCGGGCCAGCAAUUGCUGGUGCCCGAUAAGAGUGCCAAAGAUGAUGCCUCGACCAGCUCCUCGACGGGCACAGGCGAUGAGAAGGGUGGCGGUGGCGGGAGCGUCUCCGGCAAGUCCAGUCCCAUUGAAAGGAAAUUGUCAAAUGAUGAGACCAGGGAAGAGAAAGAUAUACUCGAGGGUCUACGACCCGGUUCUCCCAAACCCGGACACAUUGAACGCAUCGGCGGUAGUGGCAGCGGCGACAAAGCUGAGGAGGAUGUGGCCAAAAGCGAUGAUCCGGUCAUCACACAACGCUUUCUCAAAAUCAAUGUGCGUCACAUUACCGAUGGCCAAGGCGUUGUGGGCGGAGUCUUGCUCGUCACGCCCAAUGCCGUAAUGUUCGAUCCGAAUGUCAGUGAUCCGCUGGUGAUUGAGCACGGACCGGAGAGCUAUGGUGUUAUAGCGCCGAUGGAUUUGGUGGUGAAUGCGGCCAUAUUCCAUGAUAUCGCACAUAUGCGUGUGGCUGGGGGCGCCGGACCGAGCGUUGCUGCCGGCAGCAUCGAAACGGAAAAGCCAGAAAUCUAUUAUCCUAAACCAGUAUUAGUGGAGGAAGACUCGAAGGAGGGCGAUCAGCCACAGGAUGAGGAGGGCAGCAAGCAACGCUUGGAGGCCGAAAUAGGUUCGCUGGAGAUAGGCGAUGAUCAGGAGUCGCUCUGCUCGAGCACUGGACGCGAUGGUGAUGCCUUUCCCAAGGCCUUUGAGCGCGAACGUGUUGAGGACGAUAAAUCUACGGAAGCCAAAGAUAGUGCAAAGACUGAUGGUUCUACUUCGCAGGAAGAAGAUGAUAAGAAAACUUUGGGCUUGGCAGAUACGCGCACCACUCUGGAGGAGCGUCGCAAGAGUCUAUUGGAUCAUCAUUGGGCGAUUCCGAGCAAAGAUCGCUAUUAUUUGUCUAAUUCCCGAAGAUCAUCGGAAGACGAGGCCGACAAUGAAUCCAAUACAACCAUUGAUAGUGGCGCACGCGGCACCCAAGAACCACACUCGGCCACCAGCUCGAUGAGCGGCGGCAUUGGACUUGGCCCUGUCCCUGGAGCUGGCUUGGGUGCAGCGGGAAUUGGAGCUGCAGGCAUUUUGCCGCUGCCGGCUGCUGCUGGCGGUCUGGCUGCCAUAGACCUCGAACACUUGGAGCAAUUGUCGAAGCAAUCGUGCUACGAUUCAGGCAUUGAUAUACGCGAACCCAUACCCAACAUACAGCCCAUACCAAAGAAAACAGUUUACAGUGAUGCCGAUAUUGUGCUCAGCUCCGAUUGGGUACCACCGAAAACCAUUGUACCGACGCAUUUCAGUGAGUCGCCGCCACGCAGCACCAUUCUCGGCCAGAGCCUUGAUGCCGGCACCGGCGGUGCUCGCAAAAAGACCUCCAGUGUGAGCUUUAGCGUCGACGAUGAGGCAGCACAGCAGGCACAGGCAGCGGCAGCUGCUCAGACCAGCGAUAAGCAGACGGAGAAGAAAAAUAAGAUGCUGAAACGUCUAUCAUAUCCCUUAACUUGGGUGGAGGGUCUUACAGGCGAUGGGACGGCGGGCACAGCCACGCCUCCCGGCACUGGUAGCCUCAACAAGUCAGCGGACACAGAUUCGGCGCCCAAUACGGGUGAUUCCAAUCAAAGCGUAUUUUCGAAAGUAUUCUCAAGCUCGCCCAUCACUCUGGUCUCAGAGCUGGGCGGCAAUCUAUUUUCGAAAACACCGUCCGAAGACUCUGGUGGCUCACCAGUGCCGCCCUUGACUCCGCACUCGACACAUUCCGAGGGUCACAUGACCUAUGGACGUUCCUCAAUUGGCACUUUCAUACGCCCACAUUCGUCGGAGGGCACAUCGUCCAGCACCAAACUCAAGGAGGCGAAGCAGCAGCCCAAGCUGGACUAUCGCUCCAUGGUAUCGAUGGAUGAUAAACCGGAACUAUUUAUCAGUGUGGACAAACUCAUACCACGUCCAGCACGCGCCUGUCUUGACCCACCAUUGUAUUUGCGCCUGCGCAUGGGAAAACCCAUUGGCAAGGCAAUACCGCUACCAACCUCUGUCAUGUCCUAUGGCAAGAAUAAGUUGCGUGCGGAGUAUUGGUUCAGUGUGCCCAAAAAUCGCGUUGAUGAGCUCUAUCGCUUUAUUAACACCUGGGUGAAACACCUGUAUGGUGAGCUCGAUGAAGAGCAGAUCAAGGCACGCGGUUUUGAGUUAAUUCAAGAGGAUACCGAAUGGACCACCAAGGCCAGUGGCCGCAGCGGCAGCCAGGAGGGUGAGGAGAUUAGCGACCUAACGCGCGAAUCCUGGGAGCUUAUAAAGGCGCCCUUCGCCAAGACCUACAAGAUUAUAAAAACGGCAUCGCAUGCCGCAUCGCAUGAUUUGGAAAUGUUGGGCGGCGAGGUGCUGUCUAUGAGCACAGAUGAGUAUCGCAAGGCCUCUCUAUUUCCAACUGGUUCCUUCGAUUUGGAUUUCCCCAUACCGGAUCUAAUUGGCAAAACAGAGAUAUUGACCGAGGAGCAUCGCGAGAAACUCUGCUCACAUUUGCCAGCGCGUGCCGAGGGCUACUCCUGGUCCCUGAUCUUCAGCACAUCUCAACAUGGUUUCGCACUGAACUCGCUUUAUCGCAAAAUGGCGCGACUCGAGAGUCCAGUAUUGAUUGUUAUCGAGGAUACAGAGCACAAUGUCUUUGGCGCUCUCACCUCUUGUUCGCUGCACGUGUCCGAUCAUUUCUACGGCACUGGCGAGUCCCUGCUCUAUAAGUUCAACCCCAGCUUUAAGGUAUUCCAUUGGACUGGUGAGAAUAUGUACUUCAUCAAGGGCAACAUGGAGAGCUUGUCAAUUGGUGCUGGAGACGGUCGCUUCGGUCUCUGGCUGGAUGGCGAUCUGAAUCAGGGCCGCUCGCAACAUUGCAGCACAUAUGGCAACGAGCCAUUGGCGCCACAAGAAGACUUUGUUAUCAAAACACUCGAAUGCUGGGCAUUUGUUUAAAUGAAUUUCUGUUUGAAAACAACAAAAAAUCAUUACGUGAAUAUUUAAUUAAUUAUAUGUACUAAAAACUAAAUGCUAAAACAAAAACAUCAACCUGAGAAUGAUAUCAAAACCCUCUCUCUCUCUCACACACACACACACACGCACACAACACAUCCACACAGACAGACAGAAAAAAAUCCAAACUGCAAAGCAACAAUUUUAGAAGAGAAAAAAACAAACAAUAUUUGUUGCGUGUGAAAGAAAUGAUUAAAAAAAAACAAAAACUUGUGCGCUGCAAUUAUUUAGUUUUUAUAUCGAAAGCUAAAUUGUGUGUUAAUUAAUGAAAAGCCAUGUGAGGAGCAAACGAUAAAGCAAAAGAAAAAUACAUAAACACACACCCACACACAUAUAUAUAAAUAUACACUAACUGUUAAAAUUUCAUGCACACUCACACACACACACAAACACACACAUACACAUUAAUUUAAUUUAAGUUCUCUGUUCAUUUUGAAAAUUAAAAAAGUAAGAAACAAUUUGUAUAACAAAAAGGAAACCGCAAUAAUGAGUUUGUGUUUUUAUUUUUAUAAUUUAAUUUAAUUGAUUUCUGAUUUAAAUGUACGCAGUAAUAAGCAAAAUGUUAGCGAAAAAUAUAUACAAAACAAAAAAAUAUACAUGUCGAUAUAAUUUUUAGUCUGCAGACACAGGCGGUUUUGCAAAUUUUAAAUGAAGAUGAUGAUGAAGAAGAAGAAGUAGCGAAGAUGAGAAACGAAACCUUUUUGUGUAAUAAUUUGACUUUUAUAAAGAGAAUAACUUUUAUUUGUAACUAUUAUAUUUAAUUAUUCUUAUUUUAUGCUAAUGAUGUUGAUUUAUGAUUUAUAUGCUACAUACUAAAAAACAACAACAACAACAACCACAACAGAUGAUAAGGAAACAACACAAGAAUGAAAUACAAUUAUAAUACAGCAAACAAACAAACGAAAA
Scaptodrosophila lebanonensis is the source of this 5555-nucleotide messenger RNA. It is a transcript of the gene mtd, whose product is annotated as TLD domain-containing protein 2. The record is from RefSeq and is a predicted model, not a curated record. NCBI's taxonomy places the organism in Eukaryota, Metazoa, Arthropoda, Insecta, Diptera, Drosophilidae. The transcript has 21 exons. Gene Ontology annotation, cellular component: nucleus. Bases 510 to 4592 code for a protein of 1360 amino acids. Gene Ontology annotation, biological process: response to oxidative stress.